AUGUCGUGCAUCAAAAAGCUUAAGCACCAUCAGCAGGUCCUGCAGGAAAUGUUCCCUAGGUCUCACCCAAGAUUCCGAAUUAUAUCAUGUACUCUGGACGAGAUAUCGUGUUCUUUUAUUUGUGAUAACUGUUAUUUAGAGAUUACAGGUAGUCUGUUGGGUACAUAUCCACAAUCAUCUCCAAUAUGGUUUUCCGAUUCUGAUGACACGUUUGUCACACAAAUUUUCCGAGGACUACAAACAGUUGAGCCAAGCAACUAUACGAUUGAUCGUCAAGUAAAGAUACUUGUAACGGAAUUAUGUCGAUACAAAAAUUUGCCAUAUCCUCCUGAAUUGAACAAUCUCUGUCCAGACUUUAGUCCUGAACCUCUUCCUGUCGACACUAUUUCUACUGCUGAACCUCGUCAAUCAUCUUCUGGCGACGGGAAUAGUGAUGCAGAAGAUACUGGUUUCGAAGAUGAAGAUGUGACAUUGAACGAUCCAUUUGAAGUUUCUAUUACGGGUGAUGAUCGUCCUGAAUAUGAUGGUAUUUCAUCCCAAGAUGCUGAACAGUUGGAAAAACUCAAGGCUACACAAAUACAAGGAAUUACUAAGGGUUCAAUUCAAUCAUCUGACCGUUUGAUGAAAGAGCUAAGAGAGAUUUAUCGAUCAGACAGUUACAAACAAGGUAUUUUCACUGUUGAACUACAAAAUGACAGUCUUUAUAAUUGGAAAGUUAAAUUAUACAAAGUUGAUGAGGACAGUGGAUUGCAUAAAGAUCUUCAGGAACUUACAAAUCAUCCCAAAUUAGAAGAUCAUUUAGGAUUACAAUUUCUAUUCAAAGAAACAUAUCCUUUUGAGCCACCAUUUGUCCGUAUUCUUUAUCCAGUGAUUGAAAAUGGUUAUGUUUUAGCCGGUGGAGCAAUUUGCAUGGAAUUAUUUACAAAACAAGGUUGGUCAAGCGCUUAUGAUAUCGAAUCAUCUAUCAUGCAAAUAGCUGCAACUUUAGUGAAAGGUCGUGCACGUAUAAAUUUUAGCGCAACAGAUUAAAAAAGAAACAAAGAAAUUUCAUCGUUGGAUUGUUCACAUCUCUAACUGUUUAAUCGAUCGAGGUUAUUCACAACAUUUUGUAUAUUCAAUACGUGUGUUGCAUCCAGUGAAUAAUGCUAGUUUUCCAUUCGUUCAGUGUCUGAGUGCUGCACAUAGAGGAAAGAAUGGAUUGUUCACCUUAACAAAACGAUAUAUAUAAGAUACAAACCACCUGAAAACAUUUUAAAGUGUGUUAUUACCUAAGUACACACACAACUAUAUGUCAUAAAUUAUUAUUCCAAAGAUAAAAGAUCAUUAUUCCUUGUUAAUUUCUUAUUCCUUCAGAUUUAAUAUUUUCAUUUUUCUCAUUGCUUGUGGAAGCCAGUAAGAAUUUUAAUGCAGCCAUCAAUUUUUGACCUUCUGUAAUAUAAAAUGAAGAAAUAAUACAGUGUAAAAUGUUUCAUCUUUAUAUUCAAUUUAAUUAAUUAUUCUAUCUAAUAAGAAUAUUGUAUUAAUCAGUAGAUAUUUACAUCAACUGAAAAUGCCUC
This is a messenger RNA of Schistosoma guineensis, 1556 nucleotides long. The record is from the annotation of a GenBank genome assembly. Lineage: Eukaryota; Metazoa; Platyhelminthes; Trematoda; Strigeidida; Schistosomatidae.